Lacerta agilis (Sand lizard) is the source of this 3401-nucleotide messenger RNA. It is a transcript of the gene AFAP1L2, whose product is annotated as actin filament associated protein 1 like 2. Gene Ontology annotation, cellular component: cytosol. Lineage: Eukaryota; Metazoa; Chordata; Lepidosauria; Squamata; Lacertidae. The record is from RefSeq and is a predicted model, not a curated record. Gene Ontology annotation, biological process: regulation of interleukin-6 production; positive regulation of DNA-templated transcription; regulation of mitotic cell cycle. Gene Ontology annotation, molecular function: SH3 domain binding; SH2 domain binding. The coding region runs from base 157 to 2706 and encodes 849 amino acids. The transcript is spliced from 20 exons.
AGAAAGGAGCGAGCCGGCGCAUCCCGCGGGGAGAGAGGUCUUUAAUUCAGGGGCUAGCGUGGGAAGCCCGAGUCUUCCUCCGCCGCCCUAUGCAAGGUCUCCCUGCCCCACGCAGCCAGAAUUGAAAACUAAAUAAAAAGAAAGGAAGGAUCCAGGAUGGAUAAAUAUAAAGCUCUGGAGCAACUGCUUACAGAACUUGAAGAUUUUCUGAAGAUACUGGACAAGGAGAACCUCAGCAGCACUGCCGUUGUGAAAAAGAGCUUCCUCGCUGACCUCCUUAGGCUGUGCACGAAAUCAAGUGGUGGUGAUGAGGAAUACAUUUACAUGAACAAAGUCUCCAUCAAUAAGCAGCACGGUGAACCAGAGAAACCAGACAAAGUGUUGGGUUGCAGAGACUCCUUGACCAAUGGGGAAGUGGAACAGCAUUUGUCUCCACCUCAGAAGAGUUUGCCAGACCUCCCACCUUCAAAAAUAAUUUCAGAAGCAAAGCAACAUUCAGGAUCCAAAACUGAGUCUCCAGAAGGAUACUAUGAAGAAGCUGAGCCCUUUGGUGUCUCGCUGAUCGGUGUUUACGGUAGGCUUGCAGCUACUGGAUCCAGACCAGGGUUGCAGGUUACUGAGGGAGUAAUAUAUGCCACGAUAACUAUGGAUGAUGGGGAAGCAGUCAGCAGCUCCUAUGAAUCCUACGAUGAAGAAGAGAGCAACAAAGGCAAGUCAGCCCCUCACCAGUGGCCUUCCCCUGAAGCUUCCAUUGAACUCAUGAAAGAUGCCCGGAUCUGUGCUUUCCUUUGGAGAAAAAAAUGGCUGGGCCAGUGGGCCAAGCAACUCUGCGUCAUUAAGGACAACAGAUUGUUGUGCUACAAGUCUUCCAAGGACCAAAACCCCCAGCUGGAUGUUAAUUUGUUGGGGUGCAGCGUCAUCCACAAGGAAAAGAACGUGAGGAAGCAGGAACAUAAGCUGAAGAUCAUCCCCAUGAACUCAGAUGUUAUUGUUCUGGGCUUGCAGAGUAAAGACCAGGCAGAGCAGUGGCUCAGGGUGAUCCAGGAGACAAGCGGUCUCUAUCCAGAUGGGCAGGGGGAAGGCAACCAGUAUGUCCCAGACUCCCAGAGACUUAGCUAUCCCAAGGUGGAGACGUCUGAGAGGUACUCAGUGGCAUCAGAAAGUGGAAGCAGCACUGAUGGUCACACAGAACUAACAGAAACCAAAGACGUUAAGAAGAAGGGCACGUCUGGUUUAAAACUGAGCAACCUGAUGAACCUUGGGAGGAAGAAAUCUGCCACGCUGGACAGUCCGGAAAGGUCUUUGGAUACAUGUACGUACCUGAAUGUCCUCGUGAACAGCCAGUGGAGAUCUCGGUGGUGUCAUGUGAAAGAUGGGCAACUCCAUUUCUACCAGGACAAGAACAGAAAUAAAACUGCUCAGCAACCUCUCAACCUGACGGGCUGUGAAAUUAUCCCAGACCCAACUCCUGAUCAUCUCUACUCAUUCCGUAUCCUGCAUAAUGGAGAGGAACGGGCCAUGUUAGAGGCCAAGUCUUGUGACGAAAUGGGCCACUGGCUUGGGCUCCUUUUGUCAGAAUCUGGCUCAAAAACAGACCCUGAAGAGCUGACCUAUGAUUAUGUGGAUGCUGACAGGGUCUCCUGCAUCGUCAGUGCAGCAAAGAAUUCAUUACUCUUAAUGCAGAGGAAGUACUCUGAGCCGAACACUUACAUUGACAACUUGCCAAAGGGGAAGGAGGGACUAGAGGAGCUCUAUGAUGAUGUAGAUGUCCCAGAGGCAACAGCAAUGGAGGAAGUGCCCCAGAAUGAAGGCAAAGAUGAGGGGGAUCAGGACAGAGUCUAUCUAGACCUCACGCCAGUCAAAUCCUUCCUUCAUUGUGCUACCAAGAAGCAGGACCAGUUUUCCCCAUCCGUUUCUCCAUCAUUGCAGAGAGCUUCCAGUAAGAGCUCAACGGACUCUGAGAGAGACUUCUCCAUGUUGCAUAAAGAAGCAGAUUUGAGUAGAAGAUCACUGGAGAUUCCAGACCCGAGGACUCAAGACAUUGAUGAGCUGCUCCCACCACGAACAACAACCAUCAAAAUUCAGGCACAACAGCAGCAAAUUGCCUUUCCUCAGAGUGGCCCUGAGAUUAAGGACACCACAACAAUUAUGAUUGCAUCCAAAGAGAAAAUGGAACGCUCCAAGACGGUGAAUUCAGCAGCUGUAGAAACCAAACUCGGCAAGAACAGGACUGAGGCUGAAGUGAAGCGAUACUCGGAAGAAAGAGAUCGCUUGGAGAGGGAAAAAGAAGAAAUCCGCUCUAAGCUGGCCCAGCUACGGAAAGACAGAAGGGAGCUGAAAGAGAUGCUGAUAAGCUGCACAGACAAGAGCCUUUUGGCCACAAUGGAGCAAAAACUGAAGGAAGUAGAGGAGGAGUGCAAAAGGAAAGAAGAUCAGCGCGUGGACCUAGAACUGAGCCUCGUGGAGGUGAAGGAGAAUCUCCGUAAAGCAGAGUCUGGGCCUGUUACACUUGGCACUGCGGUGGACACCACGCACCUGGAGAACGCAAGCCCUAAAGUGAAGGUUGCCAACCCUAUGAAUGGCACAGAAAAUUCGCCUGUCAAUUCAGCAAUGGCACUAAAAAACCGGCCUUUAUCUGUCAUGGUCACAGGGAAAGGAACAGUUCUACAGAAAGCUAAGGAAUGGGAGAAGAAAGGUGCUAGUUAGGAAAUCCUAGCACCAAUAAUGGACUCAAUAUUAGAAGUGGCCAUUCGUGGACUACAGGAUUCUCUUGCAAGUGGAGAAUGGUCCGGAUGAGGUAAAACAUGGCCAGCUGUACACCAAGAAAUAAUGGAUGGACCAAGGUCAGAACCCAACAUGGCCUUCAUCAGACUAAGGAAUUUGCUCCUUUUUUAGCAGAGGAGUGCUGUGCAGCUGAGUGAGUUAACCCAAGUGGAAACCUUGCUUCUAACCCGGCCAGUGUACAUAAUGAUGCCUUUGUGUAUUUCUACUUUGGUGUUUUACUGUUGUCCAAACCAGGAUUUGUUGUUAGCAAUAGAACAGCAAGGACUGAAUUCUUGCCAGAUCUGUUUAAUGUUCUUUUGAUACACCAGGGCCUGGGGAUCGCGGAGGUAAAUUCAGUUUCCUGAGUUAAAAUCUUGAAAGCUGGUUAAGUAAAUCCAAGGAUCUGGGACAGACUUUUCUGUUGGAGAAGAGCUGUUCCAACCAGCGGAGAAAAUUUUGGCCAGGGAGACAGUUAAAAGGUAUUAUUAUUGUUGUACACAAUGCAGCCUGACUUCCCACAAAGAAUUCCUGACCAAAAAACGAGUACAGCUCAGUGGAGACUCAUUUGUUAGGGCAAAUGGGGUAGUGUCCCACCAACCCUUAGCCAGUUCUCACCUGCCUGCCUUCUGAGAGCCAGU